GAGGGAUCGUGGUGGGGCUGGGCCCUUGGCUGCGGAGACAGCAACAGCCUCGGCGGGGACGCGGGGCGCGAGCGAGUGGCGCGGGGCAGUCGAGGACGGCCGGGGUCCGGGUGCGUAGCUCCGCGGGCUCAGGUGGGCGAUCCCGCGGGGGCGAAAGGGGCACCUCGAGACUCGGGAAGUCGGCAGGGCCAGGGUCGCGCGGGGCCCGCGGGCGCAGGUGGCGAGAGCCGGGCGCGCAAGUGGAGGCGCGGCGCCAGCCAGCGGUGGUCGGGGUGACCCGGGCGCGGGCCGGGAUCGGGGAGCGGUGCGAGCCCGGGUGCGUCGGAGAGCUCAGCGCCGGGCCCCGCCGAGGCAGCAAGGCGCAGGCCCGAGGGGCGCACGAGUGGCCCCCGGGGACUGGCGCCCCGGCCUGGGCAUGAGGCGCGGCGGGGCCGGCUGGAGCCGGAGGAGGAGCCGCCGCCGCCGUUGACCCGGCCGGCCGGGAGCAGGGAGAGAUGCAGAGCCGGGCAGCCCGCGCCCCCCUUCCAACGCUACUGCCGCCGCCGCCGCCGCCGCCGCUGCUGCUGCUGUUGCUGCUGCUGCUGCUACUGCCGCCACUGCUGGGAGACCAAGUGGGGCCCUGUCGUUCCCUGGGGCCCGGGGGACGUGGCUCCUCAGGGGCCUGCGCCCCCGUAGGCUGGCUCUGUCCAGCCUCAGCCUCCAACCUCUGGCUCUACACCAGCCGCUGCAGGGAUGCAGGGACGGAGCUGACUGGCCACCUGGUGCCCCACCACGACGGUCUGAGGGUCUGGUGUCCAGAAUCCGGAGCCCACAUCCCCCUGCCGCCAGCGCCUGAAGGCUGCCCAUGGAGCUGUCGUCUCCUGGGCAUUGGAGGCCACGUUUCCCCCCAGGGCAAGCUCACCCUGCCCCAGGAACACCCGUGCUUAAAGGCCCCACGGCUGAGAUGCCAGUCCUGCAAGCUGGUGCAGACCCCGGGGCUCAGGACAGGGGAAAGGUCAGUAGAAGAGUCCAUGGGUGGGCGUCGGAAAAGGAAUGUGAAUACAGCCCCCCAGUUCCAGCCCCCCAGCUACCAGGCCACAGUGCCUGAGAACCAGCCAGCUGGUACCCCUGUGGCAUCCCUGCGGGCCAUUGACCCAGAUGAGGGUGAGGCAGGCCGGCUUGAGUACACCAUGGAUGCCCUCUUUGAUAGCCGCUCCAAACAUUUCUUUUCUCUGGACCCGAUCACGGGGGCUGUAACUACAGCCGAGGAGCUAGAUCGUGAGACCAAGAGCACCCAUGUCUUCAGGGUCACGGCACAGGAUCAUGGCAUGCCCCGACGCAGUGCCCUGGCCACACUUACCAUCUUGGUGACUGACACCAAUGAUCAUGACCCUGUUUUUGAGCAGCAGGAGUACAAGGAGAGCCUCAGGGAGAACCUGGAGGUUGGCUAUGAGGUGCUCACGGUCAGAGCCACAGAUGGUGACGCACCUCCCAAUGCCAAUAUUCUGUACCGCCUACUGGAGGGCCCCGGUGGCAGCCCCUCUGAAGUCUUUGAGAUUGACCCUCGCUCUGGGGUGAUUCGAACUCGUGGCCCUGUGGAUAGGGAAGAAGUAGAAUCCUACCAAUUGACAGUGGAGGCAAGUGACCAGGGUCGGGACCCCGGUCCACGGAGUGCCACAGCUGCUGUGUUCCUAUCUGUGGAGGAUGACAAUGACAAUGCCCCUCAGUUCAGUGAGAAGCGCUACGUGGUCCAGGUGCGUGAGGAUGUGACCCCAGGGGCCCCGGUACUCCGGGUCACAGCCUCAGAUCGAGACAAGGGCAGUAAUGCCUUGGUGCAUUACAGCAUCAUGAGUGGCAACGCUCGGGGACAGUUUUACCUGGAUGCCCAGACUGGAGCUCUGGAUGUGGUGAGCCCUCUUGACUAUGAGACAACCAAGGAGUAUACCCUACGGGUUAGAGCACAGGAUGGUGGCCGCCCCCCGCUCUCCAACGUCUCUGGCCUGGUGACGGUGCAAGUCCUGGAUAUUAAUGACAAUGCCCCCAUCUUUGUUAGCACCCCUUUCCAGGCUACUGUGCUGGAGAGUGUCCCUUUAGGCUACCUGGUCCUCCAUGUCCAGGCCAUUGACGCUGACGCUGGUGACAAUGCCCGCCUGGAAUACCGCCUGGCUGGGGUUGGGCAUGACUUUCCCUUUGCCAUCAACAAUGGCACAGGCUGGAUCUCUGUGGCAGCUGAGCUGGACCGGGAAGAGGUUGAUUUCUAUAGCUUUGGGGUAGAAGCCCGAGACCAUGGCACCCCAGUGCUCACUGCCUCAGCUAGUGUCAGUGUGACCAUCCUGGAUGUCAACGACAACAACCCCACCUUUACCCAACCAGAGUACACGGUGAGACUCAAUGAGGAUGCAGCUGUGGGCACCAGUGUGGUGACAGUGUCGGCUGUGGACCGUGAUGCCCACAGCGUCAUCACCUACCAGAUCACCAGUGGCAACACUCGUAACCGCUUUUCCAUCACCAGCCAGAGUGGUGGUGGGCUGGUGUCGCUCGCGCUGCCAUUGGACUACAAACUUGAGCGGCAAUACGUGCUAGCUGUCACUGCCUCUGACGGCACACGGCAGGACACGGCACAGGUGGUAGUGAACGUCACUGAUGCCAACACCCACCGUCCCGUCUUUCAGAGCUCCCACUAUACGGUGAAUGUUAAUGAGGACCGGCCAGCAGGCACCACGGUGGUGCUGAUCAGUGCCACGGACGAGGACACAGGUGAGAAUGCCCGCAUCACCUACUUUAUGGAGGACAGCAUCCCUCAGUUCCGCAUUGAUGCAGAUACAGGGGCUGUCACCACCCAGGCUGAGCUGGACUACGAGGAUCAAGUGUCCUAUACCCUGGCCAUCACCGCCCGGGACAAUGGCAUUCCCCAGAAGUCUGACACAACUUACCUGGAGAUACUGGUGAAUGAUGUGAAUGACAAUGCCCCUCAGUUCCUUCGUGACUCCUACCAGGGCAGCAUCUAUGAGGAUGUGCCCCCCUUCACCAGUGUGCUGCAGAUCUCGGCCACUGACCGUGACUCUGGCCUUAAUGGCAGGGUCUUCUACACCUUCCAAGGGGGUGAUGAUGGAGAUGGUGACUUUAUCGUAGAGUCUACAUCAGGCAUCGUGAGAACGCUUCGGAGGCUGGAUCGUGAGAAUGUGGCCCAGUACAUUUUGCGGGCAUAUGCAGUGGACAAGGGGAUGCCUCCCGCCCGCACGCCUAUGGAAGUGACGGUCACUGUGUUGGAUGUGAACGACAAUCCACCCGUCUUUGAGCAGGACGAGUUUGACGUGUUUGUGGAAGAGAACAGCCCCAUCGGGUUGGCCGUGGCCCGGGUCACAGCCACUGACCCUGACGAAGGCACCAAUGCCCAGAUCAUGUACCAGAUAGUGGAGGGCAACAUCCCUGAGGUCUUCCAACUGGACAUCUUCUCUGGGGAGUUGACCGCUCUGGUGGAUUUGGACUAUGAAGACCGGCCUGAAUACAUCCUGGUCAUCCAGGCCACGUCGGCUCCCCUGGUGAGCCGGGCUACUGUCCACGUCCGCCUGCUUGACCGCAACGACAACCCACCAGUGCUGGGCAACUUUGAGAUCCUUUUCAACAACUAUGUCACCAACCGCUCAAGCAGUUUCCCUGGGGGUGCCAUCGGUCGUGUGCCUGCCCAUGACCCUGACAUCUCAGACAGCCUGACUUACAGCUUUGAGCGGGGGAAUGAACUCAGCCUCGUCCUGCUCAAUGCCUCCACAGGCGAACUGAGGCUGAGCCGGGCAUUGGACAACAAUCGGCCUCUGGAGGCCAUCAUGAGCGUGCUAGUGUCAGACGGCGUGCACAGUGUUACUGCCCAGUGCGCACUGCGUGUCACCAUCAUCACGGACGAAAUGCUCACGCACAGCAUCACACUGCGCCUGGAGGACAUGUCGCCAGAGCGCUUCCUGUCCCCCCUACUGGGUCUCUUCAUCCAGGCGGUGGCCGCCACGCUGGCCACACCCCCAGACCACGUGGUGGUCUUCAACGUGCAGCGGGACACCGACGCCCCCGGUGGCCACAUCCUCAAUGUGAGCCUGUCGGUGGGCCAGCCGCCUGGGCCGGGGGGCGGGCCGCCCUUCCUGCCCUCCGAGGACCUGCAGGAACGUCUGUACCUGAACCGCAGUCUGCUCACGGCCAUCUCGGCGCAGCGCGUGCUGCCCUUCGACGACAACAUCUGCCUGCGCGAGCCCUGCGAGAAUUACAUGCGCUGCGUGUCGGUGCUGCGCUUUGACUCCUCCGCGCCCUUCAUCGCCUCCUCCUCGGUGCUCUUCCGGCCCAUCCACCCCGUUGGGGGGCUGCGCUGCCGCUGCCCACCCGGCUUCACGGGCGACUACUGCGAGACCGAGGUGGACCUCUGCUACUCGCGGCCCUGCGGCCCCCAUGGGCGCUGCCGCAGCCGAGAGGGCGGCUACACCUGCCUCUGUCGCGACGGCUACACGGGUGAGCACUGCGAGGUGAGUGCCCGCUCAGGCCGUUGCACCCCAGGUGUCUGCAAGAACGGAGGCACCUGCGUGAACCUGCUGGUGGGUGGCUUCAAGUGCGACUGCCCAUCUGGAGACUUCGAGAAGCCCUACUGCCAGGUGACCACGCGCAGCUUCCCCGCCCGCUCCUUCAUCACCUUCCGUGGCCUGCGCCAGCGCUUCCACUUCACCCUGGCCCUCUCGUUUGCCACCAAGGAGCGCGAUGGGCUGCUGUUAUACAACGGACGUUUUAACGAGAAGCAUGACUUUGUGGCCCUCGAGGUGAUCCAGGAGCAGGUCCAGCUCACCUUCUCUGCAGGGGAGUCAACCACCACUGUGUCUCCAUUCGUGCCCGGAGGGGUCAGUGACGGACAGUGGCACACAGUCCAGCUGAAGUACUACAACAAGCCACUGUUAGGUCAGACAGGGCUCCCGCAGGGUCCAUCUGAACAGAAGGUGGCUGUGGUGACCGUGGAUGGCUGUGACACAGGAGUGGCCCUGCGUUUUGGAGCUGUCCUGGGCAACUACUCCUGUGCUGCCCAGGGUACCCAGGGUGGCAGCAAAAAGUCUCUGGAUCUGACAGGGCCCCUGCUGCUGGGUGGGGUACCUGACCUGCCCGAGAGCUUCCCUGUCCGCACGCGGCACUUUGUGGGCUGCAUGAGGAACCUGCAAGUGGACAGCCGGCACGUAGACAUGGCUGACUUCAUCGCCAACAACGGCACCGUGCCUGGCUGCCCUGCCAAGAAGAACGUGUGUGACAGCAAUAGUUGCAACAAUGGGGGCACCUGUGUGAACCAGUGGGACGCGUUCAGCUGCGAGUGCCCUCUGGGCUUCGGGGGCAAGAGCUGUGCCCAGGAAAUGGCCAACCCGCAGCGCUUCCUGGGCAGCAGCCUGGUGGCCUGGCACGGCCUCUCGCUGCCCAUCUCCCAGCCCUGGCACCUCAGCCUCAUGUUCCGCACACGCCAGGCCAACGGUGUCCUGCUGCAGGCUGUCACCAGGGGGCGCAGCACUAUCACCCUGCAGCUGAGGGAAGGCCAUGUGGUGCUGAGUGUGGAGGGCACAGGGCUCCAGGCCUCGUCUCUCCAGCUGGAGCCAGGCCGGGCCAAUGACGGCGACUGGCAUCGUGCACAGCUGGCGCUGGGAGCCAGUGGGGGCCCUGGCCAUGCCAUCCUGUCCCUUGACUACGGGCAGCAGCGGGCAGAGGGCAACCUGGGCCCCCGGCUGCAUGGGCUGCACCUGAGCAACAUUACAGUUGGGGGAGUGCCUGGGCCAGCCGGUGGGGUGGCCCGCGGCUUCCGGGGCUGUCUGCAGGGUGUGAGGGUAAGCGAGAUGCCCGAGGGGGUUAGCAGUCUGGAUCCUGGCCGUGGGGAAGGCAUCAAUGUGGAGCCAGGCUGUAGCCUGCCGGACCCCUGUGACUCGAAUCCGUGUCCUGCCAACAGUUAUUGCAGUGAUGACUGGGACAGCUAUUCCUGUAGCUGUGAUCCAGGUUACUAUGGCGACAACUGUACUAACGUGUGUGACCUGAACCCAUGUGAGCAUCAGUCUGUGUGUAUCCGAAAGCCCAGUGCCCCCCACGGCUACACCUGCGAGUGUCCCCCAAAUUACCUUGGGCCAUAUUGUGAAACCAGGAUUGACCAGCCUUGCCCCCGAGGCUGGUGGGGACACCCCACGUGCGGCCCGUGCAACUGUGAUGUCAGCAAAGGCUUCGACCCAGACUGCAACAAGACAAGCGGCGAGUGCCACUGCAAGGAGAACCACUACCGGCCCCCUGGCAGCCCCACUUGCCUCCUCUGUGACUGCUACCCCACGGGCUCUUUGUCCCGCGUCUGUGACCCCGAGGACGGCCAGUGUCCAUGCAAGCCAGGCGUCAUUGGGCGCCAGUGUGACCGCUGUGACAACCCUUUUGCUGAGGUCACCACCAAUGGCUGUGAAGUGAAUUACGACAGCUGCCCACGGGCCAUCGAGGCUGGGAUCUGGUGGCCCCGUACCCGUUUCGGACUGCCGGCUGCUGCUCCCUGCCCCAAAGGCUCCUUUGGGACUGCCGUGCGCCACUGUGAUGAACACAGGGGGUGGCUCCCCCCAAACCUUUUCAACUGCACAUCAGUCACCUUCUCAGAGCUGAAAGGCUUUGCUGAGCGGCUACAGCGGAAUGAAUCAGGUCUGGACUCGGGACGCUCCCAGCGGCUGGCUCUGCUUCUGCGCAAUGCCACACAGCACACGGCUGGCUACUUUGGCAGUGAUGUCAAGGUGGCCUACCAGCUGGCCACACGGCUGCUGGCCCAUGAGAGUGCCCAGCGGGGCUUUGGGCUGUCUGCCACGCAGGAUGUGCACUUCACCGAGAAUCUGCUGCGGGUGGGCAGCGCCCUCCUGGACGCGGCCAACAAGCGUCACUGGGAGCUGAUCCAGCAGACGGAGGGUGGCACGGCCUGGCUGCUUCAGCACUACGAGGCCUAUGCCAGUGCCCUGGCUCAGAACAUGCGGCACACCUACCUGAGCCCCUUCACUAUCGUCACGCCCAACAUCGUCAUCUCUGUAGUUCGCCUGGACAAGGGGAACUUCGCUGGGGCCAAGCUGCCUCGCUAUGAGGCGCUGCGGGGGGAGCGGCCCCCUGACCUGGAGACGACGGUCAUUCUGCCUGAUUCUGUCUUCAGAGAAACACCCACCGUGGUCAGGCCCGCGGGCCCUGGAGAGACCCAGGAGCCAGAGGAGCUGGCUCGGCGUCAGCGGCGGCACCCAGAGCUGAGCCAGGGUGAGGCUGUGGCCAGCGUCAUCAUCUACCGCACCCUGGCCGGGCUGCUGCCCCAUAACUAUGACCCGGACAAGCGCAGCCUGAGAGUCCCCAAACGCCCUGUCAUCAACACGCCGGUGGUGAGUAUCAGCGUCCAUGACGAUGAGGAACUUCUGCCCCGUGCCCUGGACAAGCCAGUCACGGUGCAGUUCCGGCUGCUGGAGACGGAGGAGCGCACCAAGCCCAUCUGUGUCUUCUGGAACCAUUCCAUCCUAGUCAGUGGCACAGGUGGCUGGUCAGCCCGAGGCUGCGAGGUUGUCUUCCGCAACGAGAGCCACGUCAGCUGCCAGUGCAACCACAUGACAAGCUUCGCCGUGCUCAUGGAUGUGUCCCGGCGAGAGAAUGGAGAGAUCCUGCCGCUGAAGACACUGACAUAUGUGGCCCUAGGGGUCACCUUGGCUGCCCUACUGCUUGCCUUCCUCUUCCUCACUAUCCUGCGUGCCCUACGCUCCAACCAGCAUGGCAUCCGACGGAACCUGACUGCUGCUCUGGGCCUGGCCCAGCUGGUCUUCCUCCUAGGAAUCAACCAGGCUGACCUCCCUUUUGCUUGCACAGUCAUCGCCAUCCUGCUGCAUUUCCUGUACCUCUGCACCUUCUCCUGGGCCUUGCUGGAGGCCUUGCACCUGUACCGGGCACUCACUGAGGUGCGCGACGUCAACGCUGGCCCCAUGCGCUUCUACUAUAUGCUGGGCUGGGGUGUGCCUGCCUUCAUCACAGGUCUAGCCGUGGGCCUCGACCCUGAGGGCUAUGGGAACCCUGACUUCUGCUGGCUCUCCAUCUAUGAUACGCUCAUCUGGAGUUUUGCUGGCCCUGUGGCCUUUGCUGUUUCGAUGAGUGUCUUCCUGUACAUCCUGGCAGCCCGCGCCUCCUGUGCUGCCCAGCGGCAGGGCUUUGAGAAGAAAGGCCCUGUCUCAGGCCUGCGGCCUUCCUUCGCUGUUCUCCUGCUGCUGAGCGCCACGUGGCUGCUGGCGUUGCUCUCUGUCAACAGUGACACCCUCCUCUUCCACUACCUCUUUGCUGCCUGCAAUUGCAUCCAGGGCCCCUUCAUCUUCCUCUCCUACGUGGUGCUUAGCAAGGAGGUCCGGAAAGCACUCAAGUUUGCCUGCAGCCGCAAGCCGAGCCCUGACCCUGCGCUGACCACCAAGUCCACCCUGACCUCGUCCUACAACUGCCCCAGCCCCUAUGCAGAUGGGCGGCUCUACCAGCCGUACGGAGACUCAGCAGGCUCUCUACACAGUGCCAGCCGCUCGGGCAAGAGUCAACCCAGCUACAUCCCCUUCUUGCUGAGGGAAGAGUCCACACUGAACCCUGGCCAAGGGCCCCCUGGCCUUGGGGACCCAGGUAGCCUAUUCCUGGAAGGUCAAGACCAGCAGCAUGAUCCUGACACAGACUCUGACAGUGACCUGUCCCUGGAAGAUGAUCAGAGUGGCUCUUAUGCCUCUACUCACUCAUCAGACAGUGAGGAGGAGGAAGAGGAGGAGGAGGAGGAGGCCGCCUUCCCUGGAGAGCCAGGCUGGGACAGCCUGCUGGGGCCUGGCGCUGAGAGACUGCCCUUGCACAGUACCCCCAAGGAUGGGGGCCCAGGGUCCGGGAAGGCUCCCUGGCCAGGAGACUUUGGGACCACAGCAAAGGAGAGUAGUGGCAAUGGGGCCUCUGAGGAGCAUCCUUGGGAGAAUGGAGAUGCCCUGCCUCGGGAGGGGUCCCUGGGCCCCCUUCCAGGCCCUUCUGCCCAACCUCACAAAGGCAUCCUCAAGAAGAAGUAUCUGCCCACCAUCAGUGAGAAGAGCAGCCUCCUACGGCUGCCCCUGGAGCAGGGCACAGGGUCUUCUCGGGGCUCCUCAGCCAGCGAAGGCAGCCGGGGCGGGCCCCCUCCCCGCCCUCCACCCCGGCAGAGUCUCCAGGAGCAGCUGAACGGGGUCAUGCCCAUCGCCAUGAGUAUCAAGGCGGGCACAGUGGACGAGGACUCGUCGGGCUCCGAAUUUCUCUUCUUUAACUUCCUGCAUUAACCCUGGGCCGGUGGUUCCUACACCCUGAGGCUCCCUUACCUUCCCCAGCUGCACUCAUGCCCCCACUCCUGUCUUGUGCUCUAUCCUGCCCUUGCUCCCCACCGCCUGCCCGCAGCAGCGACGAAACAUCCAUCUGAGGAGCCUGGGCCUUGCCGGGAGGGGCGCCCACCCCACCCAAGGCCAUCUAGUGCCAACUCCCUCCCCCACCAUCCCCUUCACUGCACUUUGGACCCCUGGGGCCAACAUCUCCAAGACAAAGUUUUUCAGAAAAGAGGAAAAAAGAAUUUAAAAAAGGAUCUCCACUCUUCAUGACUUCAGGGAUUAAUUUUUUUUAUAUGCUGGAAACUGACUCCCCUUUCCCUUCCCAAAGAGGAUAGGACCUCCCAGGAUACUUCCCAGCCUCUCCUCAGUUUCCCAUCUGCUGUGCCUCUGGGAGGAGAGGGACUUUUGGGGGGCCUGCCCCUCAUUUGCCAUCACCAAAAGGAAAGGACAAAGCCACAUGCACCCAAGGGCAUCAAGCCCUGCAGGCUGCACCCCGGCAGGCCUCAGUAUGGUGAGGGCAUCAAGGUGGAGGGCACUCCUCACUCUGCCUGUGCUGCCCCUCCCAGGAACUGGAAAAAGCCCUGUCUGGCGAGGGGGCAGAAGGACUCCACGCCCCCAGACCCCCAAAUGCUGCAUGAACACAUUUUGAGGGGAACCCGUGCCCCUGGGCGGCGGCCGGGCCACCCCAGCCCCUCUUCUCUCCCUGGACUCUGGCCACGCGCUGCAGUCCAGGCGUUUGCUCAGUUCGCUGACCCAAAAGUGCUUCAUUUCCCUGCCUGACCCGCAUGGGGAAGGCCAGUCGUGUGUUAAGUUGCGCUUCUUUGCUGUGGUGUGGGUGGGACGGGGAGGAAGAGUAAAUCCAGGGCUGGCUCAGUCGCCCCCCAGACGUCUCAAGCACAGGUCUCAAGCCUGGGUUCUGGUGUCCACUCACCUACCCACCCGAGAUCAGACAAAUCCCACUUUGUCUGACCUGCUGUGGCCUCUGAGACAUGUUCUAUUUUUAACCCCUUCUUGGAAUUGGCUCUCUUCUUCAAAGGACCGGGUCCUGUUCCUCUUUCUCUCCCUGUCCCAUGCCCACCCCCAGCUCCCUGCGAAGAGAGAGUUAAUAUAUAUUUUAUUUAUUUGCUUUUUGUGUUGGGAUGAGUUCGUGUCCGGUCCCAGGGGGUCUGAUGUGGCUGUGACAGGUUGGGUGUGUACCCAGCAAUCCUGGCGUGGGGGCCUGAGGCCCUUCCCCUGCUCCAGGCUGUCAUCUCCUGCCUCCUCUCCUCCGGCCUCCUCAGUUUUGCCAACUGCAAUUCAUUUGAGUUACUGUUUAUGCUAAGCAUGUACUCCUGACUUGUCACUGACUUUCCUCUGGAGCAGGUGGCUAGAAAAAGAGGCUAUGGGUGGGGGAAAAAAAUGUUCCUGUUCUCACUUGUAAGGCUGGUUUUUGGCUUUUCUGCCAUGAAUUCUCCCCCUGACCUCUCCCCUCAGCAAUUCCUGCAAAGGGUUAAAAAUUUAACUGGUUUUUAACUACUGAUGACUUAAACAACACAAAGAUGCUGGAUGCUAACUUGAUACUAACCAUCAGAUUGUACAGUUUGAUUGUUACUGUAAAUACAGUAGGGUUUUGUGUUUGUUUUUUUCAUUUCCCCAUACUACUGAAUAAACUAUAGCUCUGUGCGGGUUGAGCACUGUCA
Leopardus geoffroyi (Geoffroy's cat) is the source of this 11005-nucleotide messenger RNA. It is a transcript of the gene CELSR2, whose product is annotated as cadherin EGF LAG seven-pass G-type receptor 2. NCBI's taxonomy places the organism in Eukaryota, Metazoa, Chordata, Mammalia, Carnivora, Felidae. Gene Ontology annotation, biological process: homophilic cell-cell adhesion; G protein-coupled receptor signaling pathway; cell surface receptor signaling pathway. The record is from RefSeq and is a predicted model, not a curated record. The coding region runs from base 495 to 9284 and encodes 2929 amino acids. The transcript is spliced from 34 exons. Gene Ontology annotation, cellular component: plasma membrane. Gene Ontology annotation, molecular function: calcium ion binding; G protein-coupled receptor activity.